Molecule: messenger RNA, 1080 nt
Organism: Zophobas morio
Lineage: Eukaryota; Metazoa; Arthropoda; Insecta; Coleoptera; Tenebrionidae
Product: RNA N6-adenosine-methyltransferase mettl16-like
Exons: 12
Coding region: 1-1080 (359 amino acids)
Biological process (GO): rRNA base methylation
Cellular component (GO): nucleus
Molecular function (GO): 23S rRNA (adenine(1618)-N(6))-methyltransferase activity
Source: RefSeq, a predicted model, not a curated record
AUGUGCACGGGCGCUUCCUGUAUAUAUCCGUUAUUAGGAAGUAAACUCUUUGGCUGGCAUUUUCGAGCCAGUGACAGGUGCGCAAAGCUUGCUUUAAAAAACGUCACGGCAAACAAGCUUGAAAACCGCAUCUCACUAGUUCUUGUAGAUGAAGACGAUCCUCCCUUAUUAAAACUCGUCGACCAGGCGAACAGAUAUCACUUUUGUGUGUGCAAUCCGCCUUUUUUUAACAGCAAAGAAGAGCAGGAAUCGACGCAUCUGCGCCAAACAAAGCCGCUCUCUGACAACCCGGGAAAAGAACAUGAAGCCGUGACUCGAGGCGGCGAACUUGAAUUUAUAGAAAAGCUAUUACAGGAUAGUUUGACCUUAAAGAAAACAAUUAUUUGGUACACGUCGCUAGUCGGCAAGAAGCGCAGCUUCCUAAGCAUUGUAAAACGACUAAAAGGACUGAGAGAAGUAACCACCAUAAAAUGGACCCAGUUUACCCAAGGAAAAACCACACGAUGGGCUGUGGCGUGGUCAUUUUAUGCCAUCUAUAUUGACGAGGAGCGAAUGCAAACAGCUCCAACUGCGCUGCCGGCUAAGCGCUUUAAGAGUACCAGCGAAGAGAAUAAAGAAGUCUUGAAGACCACCCAGCUCUUGCUUAGUGUUGCGAGCGGACACAAGGAAGAAUUAUUGGACGACGUGCGCUCUAUAUUUAAAGAAUAUGAACUGAAAUAUAAUUUGGAGAGCGCCCUGCUGCAGCUUUUUAAGGUGGAGGCCCGCACCUGCACGUGGAGUAGGAGAGCCCGUAGAAAGAAGAAAAGACUCUCCGACUUUCCCAGCGAGCCGAAGGGGCUGCCGCCUUCAGACUUUCCCAUCUUUAUUGCAUUAUUUCAAAUUCUUCGUGGCGACGACAAGUCGCUGGCCCGUCCUCUGCAAGUGACCUUGUGGAUAACGCUGUUAAGAGGCGAUUUCGGGAAGUUUGUCAGUUUUGAGCUGCACUUCGCUCGGGCAUUGGAAAAGUUUGGUAAGUAUAAAGUUUUAAAUUACAAUGUGUAUGGGAGGAGUUUAACUCCUAUAAAAAGCGACUUGCGUUAA